Molecule: messenger RNA, 729 nt
Organism: Cryptomeria japonica (Japanese cedar)
Lineage: Eukaryota; Viridiplantae; Streptophyta; Pinopsida; Cupressales; Cupressaceae
Product: histone H3.2
Exons: 1
Coding region: 69-479 (136 amino acids)
Cellular component (GO): nucleosome
Molecular function (GO): DNA binding; structural constituent of chromatin; protein heterodimerization activity
Source: RefSeq, a predicted model, not a curated record
CAAAGCAUUCAAUUACUGUUUUUGCUGCACUUGUUGAGUAGGAUUUUGCUGUGCUAAAUUUGAAUCAAAUGGCCCGCACAAAGCAGACAGCAAGGAAAUCGACUGGAGGGAAGGCCCCUCGCAAGCAGCUUGCAACGAAGGCGGCCAGAAAGAGCGCCCCUGCUACUGGUGGAGUGAAGAAGCCUCAUCGCUUCAGGCCCGGAACAGUUGCUCUUCGGGAGAUCCGUAAAUACCAGAAGAGCACAGAGCUGCUUAUAAGGAAGCUGCCUUUCCAGAGGCUUGUUAGAGAGAUUGCACAGGACUUUAAGACGGAUCUGCGCUUCCAGAGCUCUGCCGUUUCGGCAUUGCAAGAGGCAGCAGAGGCCUAUCUUGUAGGGCUUUUUGAGGAUACUAACUUGUGCGCCAUCCACGCCAAGAGAGUCACCAUUAUGCCUAAGGAUAUUCAGCUCGCUCGCCGCAUCCGUGGCGAGAGGGCUUAGAUUUCUUAUGCUUUUCAUUUAUUUAACGGUGUAUUUUUACACCACCAUUCGCCUGGUUUUUUUGGUUGCCUUUCUUGUCGCUUACUUAGGGUUUCUUCUUUAUGCAUUAGAUGUUAGGGGAAUGGAAUUGUACAGUUUUACAUGGAAUUGUACAGUUUUGUUAAGCGUAAAAAUGAAUGUUAUGUGAUUUCUCUGUACAUUGGAUGUCAUUGUUCUGUUACUUGGAAAUUAAGUUGUAUUUGAGUCAGUU